This is a messenger RNA of Hemicordylus capensis (graceful crag lizard), 2124 nucleotides long. It is a transcript of the gene CFAP77, whose product is annotated as cilia and flagella associated protein 77. Bases 1087 to 1980 code for a protein of 297 amino acids. Lineage: Eukaryota; Metazoa; Chordata; Lepidosauria; Squamata; Cordylidae. The transcript has 6 exons. The record is from RefSeq and is a predicted model, not a curated record.
CCUCAGGAACCGGAGGGCAGCUCAAUUUAUAAAUUUAUAGCUAUGCCCCAUAUCUCUCUCUCUCUCUCUCUCUCUCAAGCUGGCUAACAGUAAUAGUAACAAUAAUGCAGUUUUAAAAGAGCAAAUAAUGUUUGUUUGUUUGUUUGUUUAGAAUAUUUAUACCCUGCCCCUUCAACAUACUACUGCUUGGGCUGGUUGACAGAAUGAAUAAAUCCACAAUAAAAUAGAUAAACCCUAAAAAACUUAUAAAAUAGGUAAGCAGCAUUAGGAUGUUAAUAAGAGAAACAAUAAAAUAAAUAAAAUAGAUAAACAUUAAUAAAAAUAGAUACACUUCAUAACGUUGAUAAAACAGACACAUCACAACAUUAAUGAAAUAGAUAAACGUCGCAACAUCAACAAAACGUAAGCAAUAAAAACAAAAUAGGGCACCGUACAAUUAAUAAAACAAACAAUUACGAUGUUGAUGACAUAAUGAAUGAAAUAGACAAACCACAUUGCAACGUUAAGACAGCAAACAAUAAGAAUGAAUGACAUUUUUAAAAGCUGAAAGACUGUGCGGAAGCCCCGUGAGUUGGGGUUUCGCCAAUUAUCAUCAUUGGCCAGGAUUCUUUAAUUCGUUAAAGUAAGAAUGUGGCCAUGAAGCUUUCCUCCUCCUCCUCCUCGGCAUCUCCGGGCCUGAAAGCAACCCUCCCCGAAGGCUCCCCGGCCGGCCGGCCUGCCCCUUCCUCCAGCUGGAGGUUGUUUUGCAAACACUGUUAGCGUUCUGCGUUGCCAUGAGAACCGGCCUCUCCAUUCCCCGGAGGGGGAGAUGCCCUCCCAGAGGCCUGCUCUGCCGCACCUGUGGAGCAGUGCCGGCCUCUCCGGGGUCCUCUGGCAGGUGUGCCUGGGUGGGUCUUUUGCUGUGGGGCUCUCUGGGCCUUGAGGUCAGGGAAGCCCCCCUCUCCCCCUCUUGGCCCUCCUGUGCUCUCCCCCUCUCGCCCUGGGUGGCGCAGCCCUCGGGGGCUUAAGAGCAGGGCCAUUGCCCUCUUGCAGAGCUGAGGCAGCUGGUCUCUGGCGAGAGCGUCUUGGGGUCCCCCAGCUGCCGUCAUGGCAGCCAUGGCCGCUCUUGCGCCGAAGCCGGACCCUGUGGCGCGGAAGCCCGCCGCCGGGGCGCUGAAGGCUCUCAAGAAAGACCGCUUGCCGCGGAGGCGCAGCGUCAGCCAGAUCUGCCCCCCGCCCCGGAGGCCGAUGACCCUGGGGGAGCUCUCCCGAGGCGGCGAGAACGAGCGGGUGGGCGUGGUCCGGGAGACGAUGCUCCAGAACCAUCUCAUUGCCAAGCCGGAGGUUGGGAAGCCACGCAGAAGUUGUUACACUCUCCCAGGCUACGCUUUCAACUAUGGGUUAUACCUCCACGGGGUCGACGGAGGUGUGGCUGAAGCCAUCGGCCACUGGAAUGCAAUCAAGCCCAGACCCCCUUCGGCCAAGACGAGGGGCCGUGACUACGUGACCAUGAGCCGGCGGGCCAUCCAGGAGGGCUACGUCACCCCCCACGAGCAGCACUUGUACCGCAAACUCAAGGAGAUCCACCUCAGUGAUGAUGACGAGAGACGCUUCAAGAGGAACCCCCCCAACGUCCCGGCAGACAUGACUUAUGGCAGGCCCGCGCGGCCCUCCACCCCCUUCUUCGACCUGCUUCAGCAUAAAUACAAGGAAAUAUGGUUGGACGAGCAAAGAGCUGUGAUUCAGGCCAAGCAGGAAGAAAAUAAGCAGAAGUCACGCAGAGGGAAAGUGUACGAAACGCGCACGUCUCUGCUCCGGAAGCACCAGCCGCCGAUACCGAUGGUGGGGUUCUGGCAUAUGCCCCACUUCCAGAAGAAGGCCGGUCCACACCUCUCUACCUUCCCCGAUGAGGAGGCUCAGAGGAAGGCGUUUGCGCUUUUCCGUGCAGAGAUCCCCGUGAGGACAGGCCUCUUCGCCCAGGGCCUCUAUACCUCCGCCUAAGUUCGGAAGUAACGGGAGGAAAAAGAAAGGACGAAGCACAUGGGCAGAGGAGGCAUCCUUCAAUUAUGCUCAGCCGCAAUCUAUAACCAUUUGUGUAUGCCUUGUUUGUCUUUGUGUAAUAGAUUAAAUUUAUAAUUUACCCAC